This is a messenger RNA of Dentiscutata heterogama, 327 nucleotides long. NCBI's taxonomy places the organism in Eukaryota, Fungi, Glomeromycota, Glomeromycetes, Diversisporales, Gigasporaceae. The record is from the annotation of a GenBank genome assembly.
AACCUUCUGUUGAAUUUAUAAUAAACAAUCCAGGAAAUUCUAAAGGCUGUCAAAACAAUACACAUAAAUUGUCAAAAGGAACUUCUGUUGAAUUUAUAGUAAAAAAUCCUAAGAUAGUGUCAGAGGAAAGUCAAUUAAUAUCAGAAAAUUCCAAGGACUGCCAAAUCAAUACAUAUGAGCCUAGGCUCUUAAUUAUUUCGCAUUUUUUACCGUGCACUAUUGUAAAAACUGUUGAUAGUUAUAAAAUCGAAAAGUCUUCUAAAGGUCUGGUGAACAUACUUAGUGAAUUUGCAAAGUCAAGAAAAUUUAUUUGGAUCGGACUACCUG